Molecule: messenger RNA, 2589 nt
Organism: Schistocerca gregaria
Lineage: Eukaryota; Metazoa; Arthropoda; Insecta; Orthoptera; Acrididae
Product: gastrula zinc finger protein XlCGF52.1-like
Exons: 6
Coding region: 409-771 (120 amino acids)
Biological process (GO): regulation of transcription by RNA polymerase II
Molecular function (GO): RNA polymerase II cis-regulatory region sequence-specific DNA binding; DNA-binding transcription factor activity, RNA polymerase II-specific
Source: RefSeq, a predicted model, not a curated record
AUUCUUGGAAAUUACGGAGCUCUGAUUUAAGACGAAUUGUAAAGACAGGAAAUUGUGGCAUCGGAGGAAAUUAUGGCAUCGGCUCGCAAAGAAAAUUAACGAUUACCACAUUCUUAGGUCAGAAAGAAGACUAGGCGCAAACCAACGCGACGUCCGAAAAUAGCGGAAGAAUUGUAAACCUCAAUUAACAUUUUAACGUGGGAUCCAAACAAGGAAGAGAUCAGUUAGGUAAUUAUCAUCAAUUAAGGCUUUAUUGUGUUUUCCAUUAUUGAAUAAUUGUGCAAGUUUGAUUAAUCGAACAAUGUAGAGUUAUUAACUUUUAUUGUGACUAACCUGUGAUUUUCUGUUGCAUGUACCUGUUUUAUUGAGUGAGCCUCAAUGAAAGAGAAAGUUUAACACUGGGCAUCGAUGUACACUAGCAGAACUACUCAAGUCUAUAAAAAGGUUGAGGCCAGCCCACUUUCAUUCCUGAAGCAGGAGAUCAUGCACAUGUCUGUUAAGCAAGAAACUCCAGUUGAGGCUGACCCACUUGCAUUCCCAAAGCAAGAGAUCGAGUACAUACCUAUUAAGGAAGAAACUCCAGAGUGGGGCAUGCCUGAUGACCACGAUAGUAUGCGUGAUCCGCUAAGCAUAACUAAAGAGGAAUGUUCAUCUUCAGAAGAUUUUCUCAGCUCUAGAGCUCUCAGCAUUAAGGAGGAAGAGGACAGGAAAGACAAGGACACAAUGAGGGAGGAUGACUUUCAGUGCUAUCCAUGUUGGUGCAGAGGAUGACAAGACUAAUGAUGACAGCGGAGGUUUGAUUACCUGCAUUCCACUGGCUUCAGGAACAGGCGACACGCUGCAGUGCAGCACCAAACAGGAAGUAUCCUGUGGGAAUAAAAUUUGUGCUAGAUAUGUGGGGCACAGAUGUGGCAUCUGCAAAGCGACAUUUGCACAGUUGCAAGAACUGAAGGAGCACACGCACUUGAACAGACAUGAACUUACACAAUCGUGUAGUAUGUGUCACAAAACUUUCACAAAGAGUUCCGAUUUGAAGAGGCACAUUCGAGUGCACAGCGGUGAACGCCCAUACAGCUGUAGCGUUUGCAAUCAGGCAUUCGCUCGAAAUUCGGCACUAAAGCAGCAUUCACGAUUGCACACUGGUGAACGUCCAUACAGCUGUGGUGUUUGCAACAAGACAUUCGCACAUAAUGAUGUACUGAAGCAUCAUUUGCUGUUACAUACUGGCGAACGUCCCUACAUCUGUGACAUUUGCAACAAAAGUUUCAUUGUUAAAAGUAAACUGAGGGAUCAUAUGCGGGUGCACACCGGCGAACGCCCCUACGUCUGUGGCAUUUGCAACAAGACUUUCAUUGUCAAAAGAAAACUGAGGGAUCAUAUGCGGGUGCACACUGGCCAGCGCCCAUACAUCUGUGGCGUUUGCAACAAGACUUUCACUGGCAAAAAUAAUCUGAUGGAUCAUUUGCGAGUGCACACCGGCGAACGCCCCUACACCUGUGGCGUUUGCAACAAGACAUUCGCUCGUAAUUCGGCAUUUUAUCAGCAUUUACGAUUGCACAGUAGUGAACGCCCACACAGGUGUGUCGUUUGCAACAAGACAUUCACUCGUAGCUCGACACUCAAGCAGCAUUCGCAGCUGCACACCAGUGAACGCCUAUAAAGCUGUCUAGGGUGUCAUAAGAGAUUCAGAAUCAUCACCAUGUUGAAGGAACACUCGUGAUUGCACGCUGGUGACAAAAACAUAAUUUUGAACAUUUAUCAGAUGUAACUUUUUCUGCAGCAACUUGCAAAUGCCCCUAGCUCUCCACACAAGCGGCCAUUCUAUACUUACAUAUUUCCUCAGAGAUUCACAAUGCCUACAGUAUGCGUAAGUGCCACAUGAAAAUGGACUGUGAGUGCACAGUGGUUAAUACUGUUAAUGCUGUGAUUGUACUAUAAGUAGCUGAAGAGGAGAAACAGCUUAAAAAGUGCUUCUGAAAUCUCACAUUUUGUGUGAUUGCAGUAUCUGUAGGUCCUGCAGGGUCACAGGGAGUAGUGAUAAAGUUUUCAUUAUCUCAUCUAAAAAGUGAAGUUAAAUAGUUAAUGUCUCUUCGUUUUAUAUGUACAUAUCUGGUAUACAUUGAGAUCUCUGUGCCUCUGUGCAGUUGCACGCAGCUAGAGCAACUAAAACGAUGAAACGAUGUGGAGCAGCCCACUUCCUUUUUAUCAGUAGCCUGUGUCAUUUUUUCCUGCCCUCUAGCGGUGUGGUGAAGUACUUUCGCACAGGGAUUUCAGAGCAUCCAAGAAUUCCAGAAUUGUGUCUGCAACAAAGACUACCUAACAUUAGUUUUUCCUUUCUCUUUCCUUUUGUCUUAUUGUAAAAUAUGGUUAUCUGAUGCAGACACUUGGCCACAUUUUCGAUCCAAAGCCACAGUAGCAUUGAUUGGUUGCAAGACAUCAUUGUGAUUGGAGUUCAUUUUUUAUUGAAAUUAUGCUUGAUAUUGUGAAAUAAAAUAAUACUAACAUCUUGUAGCGAUCUGCUUUUCGUUUUAGGUAAUAAUGUGUUGGAUAUUAAAAACGUUUUACAUAUCUGUGCUACUGCACGUUUUA